Molecule: messenger RNA, 1050 nt
Organism: Metarhizium album ARSEF 1941
Lineage: Eukaryota; Fungi; Ascomycota; Sordariomycetes; Hypocreales; Clavicipitaceae
Product: peroxin 14/17
Exons: 2
Coding region: 1-1050 (349 amino acids)
Biological process (GO): protein import into peroxisome matrix, docking
Cellular component (GO): peroxisomal membrane; peroxisomal importomer complex
Molecular function (GO): signaling receptor binding
Source: RefSeq, a predicted model, not a curated record
AUGGCGGACUCGGAACAGAACAAGAAGCCUGCUGCAUCUGUCCCGGCGUGGCAGCGAGAAGCCUCGGCCGAGACCACCAACGAGCCGGAGCCCCUUGCUCAACAGACUGAUUACCAUCAACAGCUUCAAAUUGCGCGCCGCUUCCUAGACGAGGACCAAAUCAAGUCGGCGUCACCCGUGAAAAAAGCCGAGUUUCUCAGGUCCAAAGGCAUCAGCGAGGCCGACAUACAGCAGUUGCUGGGACAUCCAGACGGAUACUCAGAAUCAUCCUCACAAGACAACUACAAACCAGAGAGCACCCAAACCACGUCCACCUCGCAAACCGCGAAAAUACCCAGCGCAGCCAGCAACCGCCCUCCCAUCGUCACAUACCCAGAGUUUCUCGUUAAGCCAGAACGGCCACCGCCGCUUGUUACCAAGAAUGGCAUCGUCAACACCAUGUACACCUUUGCCGGCCUAUCAGCCAUCCUAUACGCAACGAGCAAGUACCUCGUUGCUCCCAUGGUUGACAACUUGACUGACGCACGAAUCGAACUGCACGACGUGACAUACAAGCGACUCGAUAGCCUGGUGGGCCAGCUCGAAAAGAUGGUAUCCGUGAUCCCGUCUGCCAUCAGAAAUCCCGCGCUUUCCGAAGGGAGUGACGGAAGUGAUGCCGAGGACCCCUCAGAGAUGUUUCAUCGCGAUGUCGGAACGCAAACGUCCUUGAUAGACCGGAAUGGUACUCCGGCACCUAAAGCAUUGGAGACUGCAUCCAAGUCCCAUGCCGAUAUCUUGACGUCCCUGACUAAGUCUGUCUCCAUUGUCAAAGACCAGUUCCGCGCUCAAAGCGAGGGGUUUGAGGAUGUCAAGACCUUGUUAGAUCUUCUCCGUGACGAUCUCGACGGCAUGACGUACGAGGGACGUACUGAGUAUGUCGGCGGCUUUGAUAUAUAUGGAUCCGCGAAAAGAAAUGAACCAGAAGAUGAGAUUCGCAAAGUCAGGGAUAACAUCAGGCGCGUCAAGGGAGUCCUUUUGAGCACCAGAAAUUUUCCCGCUUCAACAAGAUGA